This is a messenger RNA of Daldinia decipiens, 1245 nucleotides long. RefSeq lists its product as uncharacterized. The record is from RefSeq and is a predicted model, not a curated record. Bases 161 to 1066 code for a protein of 301 amino acids. NCBI's taxonomy places the organism in Eukaryota, Fungi, Ascomycota, Sordariomycetes, Xylariales, Hypoxylaceae. The transcript is spliced from 2 exons.
GUCAUAAUAAAAAAAAUUGUGCAGAGUAAUGUAGCGGUCUGUUUCCUAGCCUUAGAUUGUGCGAGCCGAAAAAAAAACAUCCUUAAUAAGAUAUUUCGGGGGGGGAACAAUUGUCUACUUUCUGCAUCUGAGAUUAGAUGCUAUCACGACGAGGAACACAAUGUCGUUCCUUAAUGUUUUAGUCCCGGUGGGAACCUUGACAAGCCUCGUCGAGGAUAUCUGUAAACAAAUCGAUGUCGGCCGUCUUGAAGUCACAGAUGUCCCAUCUAAAAAGAGACCAACGUCCGAGUUAAGCCAGCUCAUUGCUCUUCUCGGGCAGAAGUUAAACAGGAGCUUCAAAUCCCACACAUUAAUCAUGAUGGACUCUCUUGAAGACUUCUACUUAGACGAAGUAGAGGGCGAAAAGUGUAUCUUCUGCAUAAGAAGAAAUCAAUCUGGACCGGCAAUUUGGACGGAUAUGGUUAGGGAGUGUCGCAUCGAAGAAAACAACGUCUCUCUCAUCGAGGAGGGUUAUCUCCACGCUGAAGGUGACGAUGGUGGGAUUUAUCUCAUAUUGUGGCCUCUGAAGGGGCCAGAGGAAAACCUCCCGGCGCAGGGGCCUCCAGAGCGACGAGAUAAUAGACAAUUGGUAGCUCCGCAAGCACAGCAUGAUAUUUCGGAUAAAACUAUAGAGAUCGACAAGGCACGAGAAACCAUUACAUUAGAAGAUUGCAGGAAACAAUUAGCUUUAUGGGAGAAGCUAGAUAAAGAGAUCAGGAACCAACGGAAAAGAGGCAGGGACUUAAUGGCAGACUCGGCCCCUGAGGAUGCUAUUGGGGUUUACGACGAAGCCGAAGAAAACCAGGGAGAUAUGACACGAGAGGGGAUAGCGGAACUCGAAAGACGAGUGAGAUUUCUAAUUCAAGGAGCAUCGAAGAAGACUGGGCUGGCAGCACGAAAUUCUAUUGGCGGAGCUGUUGGUGUCUAUGGGAAUCGGGAAAGGGGCAUACGGCCAGAUGGUAUUGCUGAGGUGAUACCUAUAGAGCAUCAGAGCAACAAGAGACGGAAAAUAAGAAAUACUAUGUGAAGAGGAAAGUGUAUAUGUAGGUACCUACCUAUAUUACCAAAUUUCGGGCUAUGGUUAUAUCGAUGUAAGUUUAAGGUAUAAUCUUCUUGUCUAUCGUUCAUGUAUAAAAGCUUUCUUGCUGCCAUCUUGAGGCUAUGAGAAUAUUAGCAUGAGACUCGUCAUCAUUCAAUAAUAUCAUG